Molecule: messenger RNA, 2834 nt
Organism: Raphanus sativus (radish)
Lineage: Eukaryota; Viridiplantae; Streptophyta; Magnoliopsida; Brassicales; Brassicaceae
Exons: 22
Coding region: 164-2776 (870 amino acids)
Molecular function (GO): oxidoreductase activity; methyltransferase activity
Source: RefSeq, a predicted model, not a curated record
GUAAUGUUGCUUCGAAAACUCCGAUCUUGAGAUCAAAUCCACAUUGUGCCAAAAAUAAGGUAUUUUUCUCGUCUACAUGAUUUUCCUUGAUUCAUUAUAUAGUCGGGUAUGUCCAAGAAUCUCAGAAGAAAAUAACUUUUGAAAAGGAAACAAAAUAAUAAAAAUGAGAGUGGCGGUGAUCGGAGGUGGAGUUUGUGGAUUAGGAAGUGCCUACGUUCUUGCAAGAGAAGAUGGAAUGGAGGAGGUGGUGUUGUUCGAAAAGGAGUUUCUUUUGGAAGGCCAUGCUAAAACGAUGCGUCUCGAUAGCGUUGAUUUAGACGUUAGAUUCAUAGUCUUUAGCCCUGUUAUGAAUCCGAACAUGAUGGAGUUCUUUAAGAACUUAGGAGUAGACAUGGAGGUUUCAGACAUGUCUUUCUCAGUGAGGCUCGACAAUGGCAGAGGCUGCGAAUGGGGAACCCGCAAUGGACUUUCAAGCUUGUUUGCUCAGAAGAGAAACAUUCUCAACCCUUUUUUCUGGCAAAUGAUUACAGAAAUUAUGAAGUUUGAAGAUGACGUACUAAAAUAUAUCGAAGAUCUGGAGCGUAACCCUAGUGCUGAUCAAAAUGAAACCUUGGGAGAGUUUCUAAAGUCUCAUGGAUACUCUGCCUUGUUUCAGCAGGCUUACUUUGUACCAGCAUGUGGUUCCAUAUGGACAAGCCCACCAGACAGUGUUCUUAACUUUUCAGCUUACUCUGUCCUGUCUUUUUGCCGCAACCACCAUUUACUUAAGAUCUUUCCCAGGCCACAAUGGCUUACUAUUGCAGGAGGUUCGGAGAGUUUUGUCACAAAGGUUAGGGCAGAACUGGAGCAGCGAGGAUGUAAGAUUCGAACAAGUUGCAAUGUACAAUCUGUUACAACUUCUGAGGAUGGUUGCGUCUUAGUAACAACUGAAGAUGGAUCUCAGGAAGUAUUCGAUAGGUGUAUAUUAGCUGUGAACGCACCAGACGCUCUGAGAUUGCUCGGAGAAGACGCCACGUCUGAUGAAGCCAGGGUUCUUGGUGCUUUCCAAUACGCUUACAGUGAUAUUUAUCUCCACCGCGACACUGAUCUGAUGCCGCGGAAUCGUGUUGCUUGGAGCGCUUGCAAUUUCUUAAGAAGUUCUGAAAAUAAAGCAAGCCUUACAUAUUGGCUCAAUAUAAUUCAGACUCUUGGAGAGGAACAUGAUCCAUACUUUCUCACAUUUAAUCCUGAAGUUACCCCAAAUAAGACAUUGUUUAAGUGGACCACUGGUCGUCCUCUGCCAUCUGUUUCUGCUUGGAAAGCUUCACAAGAGUUAAACAACAUUCAAGGGAAGCGCGGUCUAUGGUUCUGUGGUGCAUAUCAAGGCUAUGGUUUUCAUGAAGAUGGGCUAAAGGCUGGUAUGACGGCUGCACAAAGUCUGCUAGGGAAAGAUAUGGUUCCUCCUCUGAGCAAGCCAAAACAUAUGGUUCCAUCUCUAACCGAAAAAGGGGCUCGGUUUUUAUUUACUAGAUUCUUGAGACAUUUCAUAUCAACCGGUUGUGUAGUAGUAUAUGAAGAAGGAGGAACAAUGUUCACUUUCAAAGGAAAGGAUUUGAGAUGUAACUUAGAAUCUGUCAUAAAGAUUCACAGUCCUCAUUUUUACUGGAAGGUUAUGACACAUGCAGAUUUAGGACUUGCCGAUGCUUAUAUAAAUGGAGAUUUCUCGUUUGCCGAUAAAGAUUCAGGACUUAUCAAUUUGAUCAUGGUUCUCAUUGCUAACAAAGAAUUGAACUCAAAGAACUUAAAUCUUGCUAAGAAAAGAGGUUGGUGGACACCUAUGUUUAUGACUGCUGGUCUAACAUCUGCAACACAUUUCCUAAAGCAUUUCUCUAGGAAGAACACUUUAACUAAAGCUCGAAGGAACAUUUCACGUCACUAUGACCUUAGCAAUGAGCUUUUUUCUCUAUUCUUGGAUGAUACCAUGAGUUAUUCUACUGCGGUAUUCAAGCCAGACGAUGAGGAUCUGAAAACUGCACAGAUGAGAAAAAUAUUUAUUUUAAUUGAUAAGGCGAGAAUAGAGACGAAUCAUGAGGUUCUAGAGAUUGGAUGUGGAUGGGGAACUUUGGCCAUAGAAGUUGUGAGAAAAACUGGAUGCAAAUACACUGGCAUUACACUAUCUAUCGAACAGCUUAAAUAUGCAGAAAAAAAGGUUAAAGAAGCUGGACUUGAGGAUCGGAUUACAUUUAAGCUUUGCGAUUAUCGCCAACUAUCUGAUGCUAAAAAAUAUGACAGAAUCAUAUCUUGUGAGAUGAUAGAACAUGUUGGCCACGAGUUUAUGGAUACAUUCUUCAGUCACUGUGAAGCUGCGCUUGCAGAAGACGGCAUCUUUGUCUUGCAGUUUAUAUCGAUACCGGAAGAGCGUUACAAUGAAUACAGACUAAACUCAGAUUUCAUAAAAGAAUACAUAUUCCCUGGUGGAUGCCUUCCUUCUUUAGCCAGAGUUAUUUCUGCAAUGGCUUCUUCUUCAAGGUUGAGCAUUGAGCAUGUUGAGAACAUUGGGAUUCAUUACUACCAAACGUUGAGAUGCUGGAGGAAGAACUUCUUGGAAAAUCGAAAACAAAUCAUGGAUCUUGGAUUCGAUGAUAAGUUCAUAAGGACGUGGGAAUAUUAUUUCGACUAUUGUGCAGCUGGUUUCAAGACUCUUACUCUUGAAGACUACCAGGUAGUGUUCUCACGUCCGGGGAAUGUGGCUGCAUUCGGAGAUCCAUUCCGUAACUUCCCUUCUGCUCAUAAUUAGUAGAAGAACCUUCUCAAUACUUUUAAAGUACUAUUCUCGGUUCUUGUGCUGUUUCAUA